This is a messenger RNA of Akanthomyces muscarius, 906 nucleotides long. RefSeq lists its product as uncharacterized. The transcript is spliced from 2 exons. NCBI's taxonomy places the organism in Eukaryota, Fungi, Ascomycota, Sordariomycetes, Hypocreales, Cordycipitaceae. The coding region runs from base 1 to 906 and encodes 301 amino acids. The record is from RefSeq and is a predicted model, not a curated record. Gene Ontology annotation, molecular function: oxidoreductase activity.
AUGACUUCGUUGAAUAUUAAAGAAAGUGAUAUUCCUGACUUGGAAGGGAAGAAAGUCAUCAUUACUGGAGCCUCAUCAGGUAUUGGUCUCGAGGCCGCUGGCAUCUUUGCCGAGAAGGGGGCGUCCGUCCUCAAUCUUGACAUCAACCCACCAAACACUAUUGUACAUGACAAUAUUGAGUACCGCAAGUGCGACAUUUCGAAGUGGGAAGAGCUUCUCGCAUCAUUCAAACAUGCAGGAGAUGUGCACAUUGCAGUGGCAAAUGCUGGUGUAUCAGAGGAGACUGAUUACUUUGCCGACACAUUUGAUCAGGAGACGGGAGAGCUUCUGGAGCCGACCUACGGAGUGCUUGGCGUGAACUUGCGCGGUGUUUUCAACUUUACAAAACUGGCAUUGAGCAGUUUCAGAAGUCGCAAAUACCCAGGGAGCAUCGUCAUUACUUCGAGUGCGACAGCAUACUCCCCGGAGCACUCUUUGCCAGUGUACAGCGCGUCCAAGCUUGCGCUCAUUGGCCUUGUGCGGGCUCUGCGAUCGACGGUCCGACUGGAAGGGAUCACCAUCAACUCAGUCGCGCCGGCAGCGACCAUCACCGCGCUUCUGCCGAAGCACUUGGCUGCCCCUAUCAUGGCCGCUGGUCUGCCAGUCAGCUCGGCAAGGUUUGUCGGACUUGCCUUGGUCUACUCGGCCGUGGCCAAGCAGGAUGGAUUGGUGGAGCUGUACGGCAAAGACGGCGAGGAGCUGUCAAAACAGGAAUCCCGGUGGAAUGGCAGGACAAUUCUCACGCUGGGCGAUCAGUACACGGAGCUCGAAGGCCCUUUAUCGUCGCUGCGACCACAGUGGUUCGGAGCAACCAAUAUGGGUCUGACAAGGCUGCAGCAGACGGCGACAGAUUUCCGCGAAUCGUAA